Molecule: messenger RNA, 549 nt
Organism: Vicia faba (fava bean)
Lineage: Eukaryota; Viridiplantae; Streptophyta; Magnoliopsida; Fabales; Fabaceae
Source: the annotation of a GenBank genome assembly
AUGGAUGCUCUAUCAUCUUCUGCAUUGUCACUCUUUCAAGACUUCAUUCCACUACUCAUAGCAAUACUAGUUCUUCUUGUUGCCACCAUCUUCUUCUUAAUAAUCUGUUACCAAUGGCUCAAAUACCGAACGGUCUUCCUUCCCUCUUCCUCCGGCGAUGUCAGUGAUUUAGCGCAACCAACAACAGCGGCGUUCCGCCGCCACACACAUGGUUUAGGCGAGUCAGUUAUAAACACAAUUCCAUCGUUAAUCUACUGUACUAACAAUGAGCAAAAAGAAUCUCCACGUGAUUGUGCUGUUUGCUUGGUUGAAUUUAAACAAGAGGAUCGCGUUCGUACUCUUCCUCUUUGUUCUCAUACGUUCCAUAUCCAUUGUAUUGAUACCUGGCUUCGUUCACACCCUAACUGUCCUCUUUGUCGCUCAUGUCUUAGCUGUGGUAUGUCAGAGUCGCCUUUCAGACCUCUCAUGUCCGACAGAAUCCGCCCCUCUAUUGUUACAUCGGUGACGGAGAUCACCCUCCUCACUUUACCGACACGAGGAUCAGUUUAA